Nilaparvata lugens (brown planthopper) is the source of this 1830-nucleotide messenger RNA. RefSeq names its product ankyrin repeat domain-containing protein 13C. The coding region runs from base 71 to 1441 and encodes 456 amino acids. The record is from RefSeq and is a predicted model, not a curated record. Gene Ontology annotation, cellular component: cytoplasm. Gene Ontology annotation, molecular function: protein binding. NCBI's taxonomy places the organism in Eukaryota, Metazoa, Arthropoda, Insecta, Hemiptera, Delphacidae. The transcript has 12 exons.
AUGUAGACGAGAAUCUGUCUUCUGUUCUGUAGCUGAACAGAAAACGGACAGUUUUUAGUGAAAAUGAAAAAUGUCUGAUGCUGAAGAUUCUUAUCCUUUGCAUGAAUGUGUGUUUACUGGUGAUGUUAGGAAAUUGUCAGCUCUAAUUCGAACUCAGGAUGUUGCAAAACGGGACAAACAUGGUAACACUGCUCUACACCUCGCUGUUAUGCUGGGCCGAAAAGAAUGCGUUCACUUAUUAUUGGCGCAUGGAGCUCCUGUCAAGGUAAAAAAUUUGGCCGGAUGGAGUCCAUUGGCAGAAGCUAUAAGUUAUGGAGAUCGGCAAACUAUCCUAUCUCUAGUGAGAAAACUGAAACAACAGGCCAGAGAACAGAUGGAGGAGCGAAGGCCUAAUCUAGUUGCAGCUUUAAACCAAAUGGGAGAUUUCUAUAUGGAAUUGAAGUGGGACUUCCAAAGUUGGGUUCCUCUAGUGUCGCGCAUCCUCCCGUCGGACAUCUGUCGCAUUCACAAGAAAGGCUCGUCGAUUAGAUUGGACACAACUCUGGUGGACUUCAAUGAUAUGCGCUGGGAGCGGGGCGACAUCAGCUUCCUCUUCAAUGGAGAUGUCAAGCCUAGUCAGUCGCUCACUGUGCUCGAUAAUAGGGCGAGCCUAUACCAGCGAGUGAGAUACGAGGAGACAGAGAUGGAGAUAGAAGACGAGGUGGACAUUCUGAUGAGUAGUGACAUCAUGGCCGCUCAGAUGUCAACUAAAUCGAUCAUGUUCUCACGGGCACAGUCUGGCUGGAUUUUCAGGGAGGAUAGGAAGGAAAUGGUUGGCUCGUUCCAUUCGGAAUUCUACGUUAUAAACGGAAUGGUGCUCGAAUCUCGUAAACGGCGGGAACAUUUGUCCGAAGAAGACCUACAGAAAAACAAAGCCAUAAUGGAGAGCUUAACUAAAGGAAACACACAGGGUCUAGAUAGUAAUGGCGAAUUGUUGCAGCCGAUGCGCCGAUCGUCACUGACUCCUCCGCCCUGCAGACAGGUGACGUGGCAGGAGUACAUAGACGCGCCCGUGCCAGGGGAGCACCCUCUUCUGGGCCGCGAACUAGUGCACAAGGAGACCAGCAAAGUAUUCAAGGCCACCGUUGCCAUGAGUCCCGACUUCCCGCUAUCAGUCGACAUGCUACUGAAUGUGCUGGAAGUGAUCGCACCGUUCAAGCACUUCAGCAAGCUCAGGGAAUUUGUACAGAUGAAACUCCCACCUGGGUUCCCGGUCAAAAUCGAUAUACCCAUUCUACCGACUGUCACUGCCAAAAUAACAUUCCAAGAAUUCAGUUUUCGCAGUGACAUCAGUCCCGACCUUUUCGAAAUACCAGAACAUUACAUAGAAGAUCCAAACAGCGGGAAUAGUGAUCGGACUGAGAAGGAGAAGUUUUUGUCUCAUGCAUGCGUCUGUAUGUGAUUGGUUUCCUCGAUUGUGAUUGGCUAGAAUACAAUGCAAUGUUUUCCACGUCUGUGAUUGGCUAAAACAUACACCCACACAAACAACACUCUAUUGCUAAAGUCUCUGAAACGAAUAGGAUUCCCCGACUUAUGACGUCCGGAGCAGGUGACACUAGUUGAGUGGACCACUCAGCCCCACACUGACACACUGACCCACCCUUACCCACUCGCCCACCAGCUGGCCGUUGAGUUCCCACUCGGCUGCUCGCACCCAGUGCUGUGUCUCGACCAUCACACCCUCAUCAACCAUCUACAGGCUGUCGGUCCCAUUUAAAUCCCACCCUCUCCCACUCUAGACCCACUCUAUGGGUCGUUUAUACCCAUAAACCUAACUCAAACCCCACCUAA